ACAUAUGUUUUUGGCAGGCGUCGUCCUGUUUCCUAUAAACUCCUACCUCAUUUCAACCAUACAAAAACCUUUACCCCACACGAUCAGAAUCAAACAUUAUUCUCACCACCAUCCACCGCCAAUCCAUCACGAAUCCACAUCACCACCACCGCCAUCACCGCCUCCCGCCAAUUCAUUUCUCUCCCUCCAACCCUUCAAAUUCUCUGGACCACCAAAUUCAACCCCAAAACCCCCCAAUUCCCCCAAGUUAACACUCCAAUCCUCGAUCAAAACCCUAAUUCUAAAUCCAAUCCAACGGGCCAAUUCAAUCCAACCCUCUUCACAAUUCCCACCCCGAGAAGCCCCAGAACAUCAAAAUCGGUCCUUUCCGCGCCACCAGCCAGUAAUUGUUGAUGGACAGAAUCAGGGUCCCAAAUGAAGCAUUAAAGCCCAGCUUCCCCGCGGCGGCGGCUCCGCUGGUCACGUGCUCGACGUCGUGCACGGAGACCGUAAAUGGGUGCCACGAGUUUAAGAUCAGUGGGUACUCGCUCGCCAAGGGCAUGGGAAUCGGCAAAUACGUCGCCUCCGAUUCGUUUGUGGUCGGUGGUUAUACAUGGGCUAUAUAUUUCUACCCGGAUGGCAAGAGCGUCGAGGACAAUGCCGGGUACGUGUCGGUGUUCAUAGCUCUGGCGAGCGAGGGCACCGAUGUCAGGGCUCUGUUCGAAUUGACGCUUUUGGAUCAGAGCGAGAGGCAGCGGCACAAGGUGCAUAGCCAUUUUCUGAGGAUGCUUGAUGGCGGUCCUUAUACGCUUAAAUACCGGGGAAGCAUGUGGGGUUAUAAACGCUUUUACAAAAGAAGUCUUUUAGAGGCAUCAGACUACCUUAAAGAUGAUUGUCUUAUAAUAAAAUGUCGUGUUGGUGUUGUUAAGACGAAUACAGAAGGACCUAAAACGUACAAUAUAGCAGAACCACCUUCCAAUAUUGGCCAACAUUUUGGUAAGCUUUUAGAAAGUGGAAAGUUGACUGAUGUAAGUUUCAAAGUUGACGAAGAAGUAUUUGCUGCCCACAAAGUGGUGCUAGCAGCACGCUCGCGUGUCUUCAAGGCACAACUUUUUGGUCCAUUAAAAGAUAAGAACACUGAUUCCAUAAUAGUUGAAGACAUUGAAGCUCCCGUAUUUAAGGCAUUACUCCACUUCAUCUACUGGGAUUCUCUACCAGACAUGCAAGAGCUUGUUGGGCCGCUAAAUUCAAAUUGGGUGUCUACAAUGAUGGCCCAACAUCUGCUGGCAGCAGCUGAUCGCUAUGCCCUCGAGAGGCUCAAGCUGAUGUGUGAGGCUAAACUUUGCGAAAAUGUUGCCAUAAAUAAUGUUGCAACAACGUUAGCCUUGGCAGAGCAACACCAAUGUGAACAACUUAGAGCUGUAUGCCUCAAAUUUAUUGCAGUGCCUGAAAAUUUAAGAGCUGUGAUUGAAACUGAUGGAUUCAAGUACUUGAGGGAAAGCUGCCCUUCUGUCAUCACUGAGCUACUGCGUUACGUUGCAAGUAUUGGUGAGCAUUCUUUUGUUACUUCUGGGUACGGGAAAGGGAACUUAUCAGACGGCACUGAUGGGAACGGAAGGCGGGUUAAGGCAAGGUUGUAUUGAUUUGGAAAAUAAGCCAUUAGAAUAAUAAAACAAAAACGAGAGUUUGGUUCAUCUGUUUUUUCUUGUUUGAUUGUAAUAUCUCGUGUUGCCAAGGAUUUGUUUGCGAUGUAGUUUGUAAACCUCUGUUGAUGGCUGGCUAUAAUGUGUGUGCAUUUUUUCUUGGUCCA
Pyrus x bretschneideri (Chinese white pear) is the source of this 1789-nucleotide messenger RNA. RefSeq names its product BTB/POZ and MATH domain-containing protein 2-like. Gene Ontology annotation, molecular function: protein binding. The record is from RefSeq and is a predicted model, not a curated record. Lineage: Eukaryota; Viridiplantae; Streptophyta; Magnoliopsida; Rosales; Rosaceae. Gene Ontology annotation, biological process: protein ubiquitination.